Messenger RNA from Phragmites australis (common reed), 1050 nucleotides. RefSeq lists its product as uncharacterized. Bases 1 to 1050 code for a protein of 349 amino acids. The record is from RefSeq and is a predicted model, not a curated record. Gene Ontology annotation, molecular function: protein binding. The transcript has a single exon. NCBI's taxonomy places the organism in Eukaryota, Viridiplantae, Streptophyta, Magnoliopsida, Poales, Poaceae.
AUGGCGAUCCUUCGAAGGUUCGUCGACGCUGACCAUUGGGAAGCCGAGGACGUUGUCGGCCGGCUGGGCAUGAUCGCUCAUGCCGCCUUACUCCACGCCGGCUUCGUGCCCUACGGCGCCGAGCCACCGUCCGGCCACCUCCUGAAGAUGCCAGCAGGCAAGACAGGCACCUCGCUGUAUCUCUCCCGGAGGUACACCGCGCCGCAGCUGGCGCACCGCAAGGACGCCGACGCCGCCGUGCUGAUGCUGUGCACUACGCCGGGGAGCGACGAUGUCGCCCUGAUCAUGUACCUCACGACGGACAUCGAUGUGCGGAGCGCGUACCGGGAGCGCCUGGGCGUGGCCACCAUCACGCCACUCCUCUCCCGCGCCCUGGACGACACGGAGCCCCGGGGGUCGCGGAUCUGCUGGUCGCUCGCGGACGGCGUAUGCUGGGGCCUCUUCGUCAAGCUGUGCCACAGGAACGGUCUGCCGCUGACAGGUUUCACGUCCCUGCCCGACGACGUCAAGGUGGAGAUCCUGAAGCGGCUCAAGGACGGCGAGGACCUAGCGAGGGUGGAGUGCACGAGCAGGCAGCUGAGGCGCCUCGUGGCGGAAUGCGACGGCGAGCUGUGGAAGCCAUUGUACGAGGCCCAUCGCGAAUUUUUGAAGCCAUUGUACGAGGCCCUUAGAGAGCUGUGGAAGUCAUCGUACGACCUCUUUAGCUUGCGCCUGCUCCGGCGCUGGUGCCGUCCGUUUCUCCUGGACGACGCCGAGAGCUCCGAGGAUGUAGCAGUCAGCUGGAAGGAGAAGUACGUGAUGAGGGCCAGCCGGCACCGGUUGUUUCUCGACUCGUUUCCUCUCAUUGUGCUGCCACCGAUUCGAUCCACGAGCUCUCCAUGGAUACCUGCCUGGUUGUUGUCCGAUCCGCCGGAGCCGAAGAUAGUUGCGGGGGGCAAGAAUGCAUGCGGCCACCACCGGAAGGUGGCAAGGAACGACUACAAUAAGAAGAGACACGGCGCCGGCGCGAUCCACUCGCCGUCUUCUCGGUACCGAUGGAAGCACCGGUAA